This is a messenger RNA of Phytophthora sojae, 2214 nucleotides long. Its product is annotated as ABC transporter ABCG family. Bases 1 to 2214 code for a protein of 737 amino acids. Gene Ontology annotation, molecular function: ATP hydrolysis activity; ATP binding; ABC-type transporter activity. Gene Ontology annotation, cellular component: membrane. The record is from RefSeq and is a predicted model, not a curated record. The transcript is spliced from 2 exons. Gene Ontology annotation, biological process: transmembrane transport. NCBI's taxonomy places the organism in Eukaryota, Oomycota, Peronosporomycetes, Peronosporales, Peronosporaceae.
AUGCUUCUUGUCACGGAUGGAGGGCGCAAGCUUGAAGAUGAGCUUCUUCCGCACUGCACGGGUCGUGGUCUGGUUAAUCUUUUUGUUGGAGGGCGGUUUGGAGCACCCCGUGCGGCCUUCUUCUUCUGGCCGGGCUUCCCCAUGGCGAAUUGGAUUGUGAGGAGACGGCUUCGAAAGUGUUGCCUGGUGCUGGAGUACAAGCGCUACGAGAGCCCGGAGCGCACGGUCCUGACCAAGAAGACGGUGGACGAGAACGAGGCUGGCAGCUACGCGCUGGUGGCGACGCCCAAGAAGAGCAAGUCGCCCGCCGGUGGCGAGGCUUUCGUGGUGGACGUGAAGGAGCGCGAGAAGAACUUCACGCCCGUGGCGGUGGCGUUCCAGGACUUGUGGUACUCGGUGCCGAACCCGAAGAACCCGAAGGAGACGCUGGACCUGUUGAAGGGCGUGAGCGGCUUCGCGAUGCCCGGCUCGGUGACGGCGCUGAUGGGCUCGUCGGGCGCUGGCAAGACGACGCUGAUGGACGUGAUCGCCGGCCGCAAGACGGGCGGCACGAUCAAGGGCAAGAUCCUGCUGAACGGCUACGAGGCGAACGACCUGACCAUCCGUCGCUGCACGGGCUACUGCGAGCAGAUGGACGUGCACUCGGAGGCGUCGACGUUCCGCGAGGCGUUCACGUUCAGCGCGUUCCUGCGCCAGGACAGCAGCGUGCCGGACAGCAAGAAGUACGACUCGGUGGACGAGGUGCUGGACCUGCUGGACAUGCACGACAUCGCGGACCAGAUCAUCCGCGGCAGCUCGGUGGAGCAGAUGAAGCGGUUGACGAUCGGCGUGGAGCUUGCUGCUCAGCCGAGUGUGAUUUUCCUGGACGAGCCCACGAGCGGCCUGGACGCUCGCUCGGCGAAGUUGAUCAUGGACGGCGUGCGCAAGUGCAUUGAAGUCGGCCGCACGAUCGUGUGCACGAUCCACCAGCCGUCGACGGAGGUGUUCUACCUGUUCGACAACCUGCUGCUGCUGAAGCGCGGCGGCGAGACUGUGUUCGUGGGUGAGCUGGGCGAGAAGUACCGCAAGCUGGUGGAGUACUUCGAGUCGAUCCCGGGCGUGACUCCUCUUCCGAAGGGCUACAACCCGGCCACGUGGAUGCUGAAGGUGAUCGGCGCUGGCGUGGGCCACGCUGCCGGCACGACGGACUUCGUGGAGAUGUUCAAGAACAGCGAGGAGAAGCGCGCUCUGGACGCGAACCUGGCCAAGGAGGGCGUGACGAUCCCGUCGCCCGACUUCCCGGAGAUGGUGUUCACGAAGAAGCGCGCGGCCAGCUCGUGGACGCAGGCGCAGUUCCUGGUGGGCCGCUUCAUGAACAUGUACUGGCGCACGCCGUCGUACAACCUGACCCGCUUCGUGGUGACGUUCCUGCUGGCGCUGGUGUUCGGUUUCCUGUUCCUGGACGGCGACUACGUGAGCUACCAGGGCAUCAACGGCGGCGUGGGCAUGGUGUUCAUGACGACGCUGUUCAACGGCAUCGUGUCGUUCAACAGCGUGCUGCCGAUUUCGUGCGAGGAGCGCGAGUCUUUUUACCGCGAGCGCGCGGCGCAGACGUACAAUGCGCUGUGGUACUUCGUGGGCUCGACGCUGGCGGAGAUCCCGUACGUGUUCGCGAGCGGCUUCAUCUUCACGUUCGUGUGGUUCUUCAUGGUGGGCUUCACGGGCUUCGGCACGGCGCUGCUGUACUGGAUCAACGUGUCGCUGCUGAUUCUGCUGCAGACGUACAUGGGCCAGUUCCUGGCGUACGCGCUGCCGAGCAUGGAGGUGGCCGCCAUCAUCGGUGUGCUGAUGAACUCGAUCUUCUUCCUGUUCAUGGGCUUCAACCCUCCGGCGAACGCCAUCCCGAGCGGCUACAAGUGGCUGUACGCGAUCACCCCGAUGCGCUACCCUCUGGCGAUCCUGGGCUCGCUCGUGUUCGGCCAGUGCGACGUGGACCCUACGUGGAACGAGAGCACGAAGGCGUACGAGAACGUGGGCUCGCAGCUCGGUUGCCAGCCGGUGACGGGUCUGCCCGUGUCGAUCGACCACAUCACGGUGAAGGGCUACGUGGGCGAGGUGUUCGGCAUGCGCCACUCGGACAUGUGGACGUACUUCGGCUACGUGUUCAUCUUCAUUGCGGUGUUCCGUGUGCUGGCGCUGCUGUCGCUGCGCUUCCUCAACCACCAGAAGAGAUAA